AUGUCAAAAAACCAUAAAUUGAAUACAAAUCAAUUAAAUAAUGAACAAGAUUAUAAUAUGAUUGAAUUAUCUCCUGUUAAAUCAAAUGGUUCAAAUUUUUCAAAUGAAUUAAAAUCAAAUCAACAAAGAGGCCAAAGAGGCCAAAGUGAACAAAGUGCACCAAUUACAGGCUUAAAGAAUAAAGUUCAAAGUUUUAAAUUACAAUCAAGAUCAAAUACCCUAAAUUCAUCAUUCACUAUAGAUAUUGAUGAUUUAAAUGAACUUUAUGAUCCAAAAUCAAUAAAAUUCUUUCAAACGAAAUUCAAUAAAGUUACAGAUUUCUAUAAUUCAUUAAAAUCAAAUAAAAAAAAUGGUCUUGAUCCUUCAUUACCAGAUUUAAAUGAUCGUACAAAUCAUUUUGGUAUAAACAAAUUACCUGAAAAAAAACCAAAAUCUUUCUUCAAAUUAGCAUGGGAAGCUAUGCAAGAUAAAGUUAUGAUUUUAUUAUCAGUAGCUGCUUUAAUUUCAUUUGCUUUAGGUCUUUAUGAAACUUUUGGUCAACCGCCUGAACAUGAUGCUGAAGGUAAAGAAAUCCCACAAAUUGAAUGGGUUGAAGGUGUUGCCAUCUUUAUUGCAGUUGUUAUCGUGGUUCUUGUUGGGGCGGCUAAUGAUUAUCAAAAAGAAUUACAAUUUGCUAAAUUAAAUAGAAAAAAAGAUGAUCGUGAAAUCAUUGUUGUACGUGGUAAUGAUGAUCAAUUGAUUUCUAUCCAUGAUUUAUUAGUUGGUGAUAUCAUUGUAUUACAAACUGGUGAUAUUAUUCCAGCGGAUGCUGUGAUGACUGAAGGUAGUUGUGAAUGUGAUGAAAGUGCUCUAACAGGUGAAUCUCAUAGUAUUAUUAAAUUUCCAAUUGAACAAGCUUUGAGCAUUUAUGAUUCAAAAUUUCCUGAACAUGAUGUUGAUAUUGGUCAUAAAGGUGUUCCUGAUCCUUAUUUGAUCUCUGGUUCAAGAAUCAUUUCUGGGAUUGGUAAAGCCAUGGUUACCGCUGUGGGACCAAAUUCUAUUCAUGGAAGAACAAUGGCUUCAUUAAAUACAGAACCUGAAGUUACUCCAUUACAAGCUAGAUUAAAUGAUUUAGCUGAUGGUAUAACAAAAUAUGGUAUUUUAGCAGCAUUAGUAUUAUUUAUUGUGGUUUUUGCAAGAUUUUUAUCUGAAUUACCUGCUGGUAAAGCUUAUCAUGAUUUACCACCUGCUGAAAAAGGUUCAAAAUUCUUAGAUAUUGUUAUCACAGCAAUUACUGUUAUUGUUGUUGCUGUCCCUGAAGGUUUACCAUUAGCUGUUACAUUAGCUUUAGCUUUUGCCACUACAAGAAUGUCAAAAGAUUCAAAUUUAGUUCGUGUUUUAAAAGCUUGUGAAAUUAUGGGGAAUGCUACUGCUGUUUGUUCUGAUAAAACUGGUACUUUAACUGAAAAUAGAAUGAAAGUUGUUAAUGGUAAUAUAACUGGUUUAGAAUUUGAUGAUAAUUCUCAUUCAACAAUUGAUAAAUCAAAUGAUUUAAAUUUAAAUAAUGAAUUUAAAACCAUUUUAUUAUCAAAUAUUUCAUUAAAUUCAACAGCUUUUGAAAAUAAAGAUUUUACCGGAACAGCUUCAUCAAAUCCUUUUGAAAAUCCUCCUAAAAAGCAUUGGUGGUCUUCAUCACAAAAAAAUAAAUUAAAAGAUUUAGAAACUAAACAAAAGGAAAAUCAAGAACCUUUUAUUGGUAGUAAAACUGAAACUGCUUUAUUAUCUUUAGCAAAUCGUUCAUUUGGUAUGACUCAAGAAUUUUCUUUAUCACAUUUAAGAAAUGAUGUUUCUUUAUUAAAUAUUGAAUCAAUUGUUCAAAUUAUUCCAUUUGAAAGUUCAAGAAAAUGGGGUGGUUUAGUUGUUAAAUUAUCAAAUUCAAAUACAUAUAGAUUUUUUGUUAAAGGGGCUGCUGAAUUAGUUUUCGAAAGAUGUUCAUAUGAAACAAUACAAGAUGGUUCAAUUGAAAAAAUUUCAUCUGAAUCACAAAAAUUAAAAUUUGAAAAAAUUAAUACUUAUGCAGAAAUGGCAUUAAGAACAAUAUCUUUAGCUCAUAAAGAUUAUGAAUUAGAAAAUUGGCCACCAAAACAUUUAAUUAGUGAAAAAAAUCCAUUAGAAGCAGAUGUUGAUUUAUUAUUAGGUGAUGUUAUUAAACUUGUUGAAAAUACAUCUUCUUCAUCAUCAAGUAAUACUGCAAAUAUUCCACAAAUUGUUAUUGAUGAUGAUCAUUCUUCUUCAAAUAAUGAUGGAUUAAUUUUAGAUGGUAUUGUCGGUAUUAAAGAUCCUUUACGUCCUGGUGUUAAAGAAGCUGUGGAACAAUGUGAAAGGGCUGGUGUUACAGUUCGUAUGGUUACAGGUGAUAAUAUAACAACUGCAAAAGCUAUUAGUAUAAGUUGUGGUAUAUUACCAGAAAAUUUUCAAAAUGAUUUUGAAUCAUGUAUAGAAGGUCCUGUAUACAGAAAGUUAUCUAAACAAGAAAGAUUUAGAAUUACACCAAAAUUAAAAGUUUUAGCAAGAUCUUCACCUGAAGAUAAAAGAAUUCUUGUUGAAACUUUGAAAAAACAAGGUGAAGUUGUUGCAGUUACUGGUGAUGGUACAAAUGAUGCACCUGCUUUAAAAUUAGCUGAUGUUGGGUUUUCAAUGGGUAUUUCUGGUACUGAAGUUGCAAGAGAAGCUUCAGAUAUUAUCUUAAUGACUGAUGAUUUUUCUGCCAUUGUUAAUGCAAUUAAAUGGGGUAGAUGUGUUUCUAUAUCAAUUAAAAAAUUUAUUCAAUUUCAAUUGACUGUUAAUAUAACUGCAGUUAUUUUAACAUUUGUUUCAGCUGUUGCAUCAAGUGAAGGUAAAUCAGUUUUAACUGCUGUUCAAUUAUUAUGGGUUAAUUUAAUUAUGGAUACUUUGGCUGCAUUAGCUUUAGCAACUGAUAAACCAGAUCAUACAAUCUUGGAUAGAAAGCCUGAUGGACGUAAAAAACCUUUAAUUGCUGUAUCAACUUGGAAAAUGAUUCUAGGUCAAAGUUGUUUACAAUUAAUUGUUACAUUAACUUUACACUUUGCAGGACAAAAAAUUUUCCAUCCUGGUAAGGCAAAGAUUCAUGUUCAUGAACAAGCUCAAUUAGAUGCAUUAACAUUUAAUACAUUUGUUUGGUUACAAUUUUUCAAAUUAUGGGUUACAAGAAAAUUAGGUGAAGCUGAUGGUAUAUCAAAUGUUAAAGAUCGUAUAACUUUACAAAAUUUAAAUUUUUUUCAAGAUUUAUUUAGAAAUUAUUAUUUCCUUGCAAUUGCUGCAUUAAUUGGUGGUGUUCAAGUUAUGAUUAUGUUUGUUGGUGGUGCUGCUUUUUCAGUUGCAAGACAAACACCAGCAAUGUGGGCAACUGCUAUAAUUUGUGGUUUAUUAUCAUUACCAUUUGGUGCAUUAAUUAGAAUAAUUCCAGAUGAAUGGGUUAUUAAGAUUUUCCCAACAAGGGUUUUUAGAAAGUUCCAAUAUAUUACAAGCUUCAAAUGGUUAAAAUUCUGGGGUUCUAAAAAACAAAAAAACAUUUCAUUGAACGAUGAAGAAUCAGAUCCAUUAUUUUCAAGUAUUCCACAAUUUAGACAAAUUAAUAGAGAUAUCUCAUUUGUUAAAGAUUCAGAUAUUGGUGAUGAAAAUUAUUUAAAUCCUGUAAAUAUCUAUCAAAAAUGGAGAAGAUCAAGAUCAGAUUCGUCAUUUGAAUCAAAUGAUUCUACAAUAACUGAUAAUUCUCAUACAAUUUCUGCAUUAACUAUGGUUCCAACUAUUGUUGGGGGUGCUGUUGCUGGAUGGUCUCCAUUAACUUCACCAACUAAAGCUGGUCCAAAUUCAUCAUCAUCUUCAACAUGA
Molecule: messenger RNA, 3891 nt
Organism: Hansenula ciferrii
Lineage: Eukaryota; Fungi; Ascomycota; Saccharomycetes; Phaffomycetales; Wickerhamomycetaceae
Gene: PMC1
Product: calcium-transporting ATPase PMC1
Exons: 1
Coding region: 1-3891 (1296 amino acids)
Biological process (GO): intracellular calcium ion homeostasis; calcium ion transmembrane transport
Cellular component (GO): membrane; intracellular membrane-bounded organelle
Molecular function (GO): ATP binding; ATP hydrolysis activity; P-type calcium transporter activity
Source: RefSeq, a predicted model, not a curated record